This is a messenger RNA of Sclerotinia borealis F-4128, 300 nucleotides long. The record is from the annotation of a GenBank genome assembly. Lineage: Eukaryota; Fungi; Ascomycota; Leotiomycetes; Helotiales; Sclerotiniaceae.
AUGUCACGGUUCUGGGGGAACAUUGGGGGUUCAGGAUGUGGCGAAGCUCGACCUGCAACACCAAAGUAUGCAGCACGACAAUCGUACAUUAAAUACGAUGAUUAUGCGACACCGGAUAAUGUUAUUGAAGUUAAAUCAACCAAAUCGUUCUCAUUCAAAAUGAUCACCAAGACAGUACCUUUGGCACUUGGAACAUCCUCGAUAGAGGUAUCUCCAGUCACGAUGUCAUCUCCCUCAUUAUUGCAAGAACAAUCACCCAGCAAAUAUCCUUUCGAAGUCUCAUACCCACAACACGCCUAA